CGCGAGCAGCAGGAUGCACCGACAGCUGCUACACUGAAAAACACCAAACACGGUUUUAUUGGCACUUUCAGCCAAACUGCAGCAACAUGCGUUACGGCCAGGCGCGCGUGCACGGAACCCGGUUAUUCCGCCGUGCGUGAAAGUAUCGAUUCUGCGCGUGGAAGACGGUUAUCGACGGUUAUCCUGUUGUGGACGGAGUUUUAAUACGAGGAAUGAAUCAUCAGCGUGAGAGUGGAGCAGCUGGAGGGAUGAGACAACACAGAGCAGAGACAUCGCUGCUGCUGCUAAGCUAACAGGCUAACCGACAGCAUGAAGAGCAACCAGUAAACUUUAUCAGCAGCUCGACUCAGUGACAAUAACACAAGAACGACUGUCAGACAACAUGGACUCACUGCUGGACUUUGAGGAGUGUGUCCAAGACUCACCUGACUUCAGAUUGAAGCUGGAGCUGCACGAGGCGGAUGUUUCUGUGCUGGAGACGCAACUAGACAAGGUGAUGAAACUGUGCAGCAAGAUGGUGGAGGCGGGACAAGCGUAUAACACAGCCAAUCAGCUGUUCCUGACCAGCCUUGCUGAACUCUCCACCUACCACAAGAAGGACAGCGUCAUCACUAACUGUCUGAACCAGUUCAACCAGGGCCUGCAGGAGAUGGUCAGCUUCCACACUAUGUUGUUGGAUCAGACUCAGAGAGCCAUCAGCCAUCAGCUGACCAACCUCUGUACACAGUUCCUGCCGCAGCUGGUGGAGACCAGGAAGGAGUUUGUUCGGAUCGGGGAGGAUCUGGAGACGGCGGCAGCGAAGAACGCUCAGGUAUCUCGCCACAAAGCCGGAGACGCCGAGCGGGCGAGUCACCUGCUGCUCGCCACACGCAAAUGUUACCAGCACUUCGCCCUGGACUACUGUCUGCAGCUCAACACGUUCAAGACGCAGCAGAGACUCGACGUCCUGAACUCAGUGUUCUCCUUCGUCCACGCUCAGUUCACCUUCUUCCACCAAGGCUUCGACCUGCUCAGGGACCUGGAGCCCACCAUGAAGACCAUGGCAGCACAGCUGUCUCAGUUAUCAACCGACUGUGCCGCUAAAAGAAAAGACCUGGAGAACACACACCUGCUGGUCCAGCAGAGGGAUGCUUCAGGCGAGCCGACGGUCAGUCCAGGUCCCGGCAGUGCUGACAUCAUCCAGGGUUACCUGUUCAAACGCAGCAGGAGGAAAUCCAAAACCUGGAAGAGGUGCUGGUUUUCCAUCCGGGACAACCAGCUCAUUUACAGGAAGUCACAUAAGGAGGAGAACACGGUUCUGUUUGAGGAUCUCAGACUGUGCGCUGUGAAAUCUCUGGAACACCUGGACCGCCGCUUCUGCUUCGAGCUGCUGUCUGUGCAGAAGGUCUGUGCUCUGCAGGCAGACUCUCAGCAGUUGAAGCAGUCCUGGCUCAGCGCUCUGCAGGGCAGCAUCGAUCUGGCCUACCGAGAGAGAGCCGACCCCCAGCUCCCACAGCCUAAAGAGCUCCCUCCCCCUCUGUGUGUCGGGGACUCGUCCCCGGGCCCCCCUGCUCAGAGGGCCCCUGCGCUGGGCGUGGCCCUCAGGGGCCCCGGGAACCACCGCUGCUGCGACUGUGGGGAGGCGGAGCCUCGCUGGGCCUCCAUCAACCUGGGAGUCACCAUGUGCAUCGAGUGCUCCGGCAUACACCGGAGCCUGGGAGUUCACCUGUCCAAGGUGAGAUCUCUCACUCUGGACUCAUGGGAGGCCGAACAGCUGAAGCUGCUGUGCGUUCUGGGAAAUAACGUCAUGAACCAGAUCUACGAGGCUCGCUGUUCAGAGGAAGGACGAGUCAAACCCAGAGCCGACAGCCUGCGAUCAGAGAAAGAGACGUGGAUCAAAGAGAAGUAUGUGGAGAAGAGGUUCGUGCAGAACAGCAGCUCAGACGGAGCUCGGCGUGAGAAGGACGACGCCGGGCUGCGUCUGUAUCAAGCGGCGUUGGCGGGAGACCUUGUUGCCAUGGUGGCAGCGUUGGCCCAGGGGGCGGAGGUCAACGGGAGUAUUGGCGAGGAGGAGGGACGCACCGCACUGAUAGGAGCUGCUGUUGGGGGGUCACUGUUGGCCUGUGAGUUCCUGCUGCUGAACGGCGCAAACAUCAACCACCGAGACCGGAGAGGUCAAGGAGCUCUGCACGCUGCUGCCACCGCUGGACACACCGGACAGGUGUGUUUGCUGUUGAAGAGAGGAGCCAAUCAGUACGCUGCAGACGAGAGAGGGCAGGACCCGUUGGCCAUCGCCGUGGAAACAGCACACGCUGAUAUCGUCACACUGUUGCGGAUGGCGAGGAUGAACGAGGAGAUGAGAGACUCGGAAGGCGUCUUUGGAGCUGUGGGAGACGACGAGACGUUUCAGGACAUCUUCCGGGACUUCAGCGACAUGGCGUCACAUGACCCGGAGAGGCUCAGCAGACGGCAGUUCAGCCGCGGAGGAGAUGAAGAGGAGGAGGAGGUGCAAGGAGGAGGAAGGGGAGGAGAAAUGGCAAACAACCAGCAGUGUUGAAAAGACUGAGACUGGAACCCCGUCGGAUUGCAAACCACUAGGUUACCACGGUAACAGUGCGGAUGGUCACUUUAACAUUUCAGUUGACUGACACAGUGUAGUCUAUUCUUUCUAACAGUGUAAGUACACAUUUAUUUUAUGUACAGUUACCUGAGUUACAUGUUACCUUGAGAAGGAGCUGCAGCUAAUGUUUGUUUCAUCGUCUUUUUAUCUGCAUUCGUUCGUCUGUUUGGUCUUUAAAAUGUCAGAAACGCUUCUUUUUCUUUGACUGUCCAGAAUUAAGUAAUUAAUUAGAAAACUCACUGAUCAGUGAGCUGUUGGUCAGUUUUGGACAGAGCCAGGCUAGUUUCCCUCUGAUUCUUAUCUUCAUGCUAAGCUAGGCUAACCACAAAUUGAAGCGAAUAAGUAUAUUACCUUAAAAGGUGAACUAGUCUUUUAUUCAAAUAGUAAUUAAAGCAAGAAAUAACAGUAAACACCUUAUUCGCACCUAUUAGCGUGCUAACUCUUGUUAGCAUGCUAAGUCAUUUAGCUGGUUAUACAACAGGAAAUGAAUACGGUUACUGUCAAAGCAAUGUUACCUGUCAACAGGUGUGAUGAUGUCAUGAAGCAAAGAGGUCACCUGUCACACCAAAACAGCUGUUCACUGAAACUACGCUCUAACGUACUGAAAUGAUGCAGGUCUGAGGUCACUUCCUGUCACCUGUAUUUACUGACAGGUGUGUUUGUCCAGGACGUCUGUGACCACUGAACCUGGUCCUGGUCCUGGUCCUGGACUGAUCUAUGCUGCCACAGUCAUGUUUUGCCGUUUUCUCGUGUUCACAAAGGGAUUUUAUUUGCAGCUGCCGUCUGACCUCAGUCUGAACGUCUCAAGGAUUUUACACUUUAUCAAGUUUUACAGCCACAGACGUAUUAAGCUCCUGAACGAGGACUGAAGUGGACCAGCAGAAUCCGACCCUGAAACAGCUGCUGGUUUAUUUAUUGAUAAUAUUGAUCUGUAGAGCCUCAGACCUGCUGAAAAGUUUUUUCUGUCCUGAGUUCAGUUACUUCCUGUUUUCAUUCCAGACUGUUACUGAUGUGAAGCUCCUGCUCAAUAAAACCUCCUCAU
Molecule: messenger RNA, 3641 nt
Organism: Chelmon rostratus (copperband butterflyfish)
Lineage: Eukaryota; Metazoa; Chordata; Actinopteri; Chaetodontiformes; Chaetodontidae
Product: BAR_ACAPs and ArfGap_ACAP domain-containing protein
Exons: 22
Coding region: 383-2536 (717 amino acids)
Cellular component (GO): cytoplasm
Molecular function (GO): protein binding; GTPase activator activity
Source: RefSeq, a predicted model, not a curated record